This is a messenger RNA of Fulmarus glacialis (Northern fulmar), 1826 nucleotides long. RefSeq names its product von Willebrand factor A domain containing 9 (gene INTS14). Lineage: Eukaryota; Metazoa; Chordata; Aves; Procellariiformes; Procellariidae. The transcript has 11 exons. Gene Ontology annotation, cellular component: integrator complex. The record is from RefSeq and is a predicted model, not a curated record. Gene Ontology annotation, biological process: snRNA 3'-end processing.
CCGCGACGGUAGCAGAGAGGAGCAGCUCAUCAUGCCGACGGUGGUGGUGAUGGACGUGUCACUCUCCAUGACACGGCCAGUGUCAGUGGAGGGCUCCGAGGAGUACCAGCGGAAACACUUGGCCGUCCACGGCCUGACCAUGCUGUUCGAGCACAUGGCGACCAACUACAAGCUGGAGUUCACGGCCUUGGUGGUGUUUUCGUCGCUUUGGGAGCUGAUGGUGCCCUUUACGAGAGAUUACAACACGCUGCAGGAAGCCCUAAGUAACAUGGAUGAUUAUGACAAAACCUGUUUAGAGUCAGCGCUGCUGGGAGUUUGCAAUAUUGUUUAGGAAUGGGGUGCAGCAAUUCCUUGCCAGGUUGUUCUUGUCACUGAUGGCUGCUUGGGGAUCGGCAGAGGCUCCCUACGGCACUCAUUAGCUACUCACAACCAGCGUAGUGAAAGCAACCGGUUUCCACUGCCUUUCCCCUUCCCAUCCAAGUUGUAUGUCAUGUGCAUGGCAAAUCUCGAAGAGCUUCAAAGCACGGAUUCCUUAGACUGCCUGGAACGGCUCAUAGAUUUAAAUAAUGGGGAAGGGCAAAUUUUCACCAUUGAUGGACCCCUUUGCCUGAAGAAUGUGCAGUCGAUGUUUGGAAAGCUAAUAGACCUGGCUUAUACACCAUUCCAUGCUGUUCUCAAGUGUGGCCACUUAACAUCUGAUGUGCAAGUAUUUCCCAGACCAGAACCUUUCAUUAUAGAUGAGGAAAUAGACCCCAUCCCUAAAGCAAUUAAUACAGAUCUAGAAAUUGUUGGGUUUGUAGAUAUAGCUGACAUUUCUAGCCCUCCUGUCUUGUCCAGACACUUGGUACUGCCCAUUGCACUUAACAGAGAAGGUGAUGAGGUGGGACCUGGGAUCACAGAUGACACCGAAGAUGAGAAUUCAGCUAAUCAGAUUGCCGGGAAAAUCCCCAACUUCUGUGUUUUAUUACAUGGCAGCCUGAAAGUGGAAGGCAUGGUGGCUGUCGUCCAGUUGGGGCCAGAGUGGUAUGGAAUGCUCUAUUCACAAGCUGAUAGCAAGAAGAAAUCAAACCUCAUGAUGUCGCUCUUUGAACCUGGUCCUGAGCCCCUUCCAUGGCUAGGGAAGAUGGCACAGCUUGGACCUAUUUCAGAUGCGAAAGAAAAUCCUUACGGAGAGGAUGACAAUAAGAGCCCUUUCCCCUUGCAACCCAAGAACAAGCGCAGUUAUGCACAGAAUGUUACCGUAUGGAUUAAACCAAGUGGCCUCCAGACAGAUGUACAGAAGAUCUUGAGAAAUGCAAGGAAACUCCCUGAAAAAACUCAAACCUUCUAUAAAGAACUUAAUCGUUUACGAAAGGCAGCUCUGGCCUUUGGCUUUUUGGACCUCUUGAAAGGCGUGGCAGACAUGCUGGAGCGGGAAUGCACCCUCCUUCCUGACACGGCUCAUCCUGAUGCAGCGUUUCAGCUCACACAUGCUGCUCAGCAGCUUAAAGUGGCAAGUACUGGAGCAUCGGAAUAUGCUGCCUAUGAUCAUAACAUUGCUCCACUGCAGACAGACUUUUCCAGCAGCAGCACUGAAAGAAUGUGAAGUCUCCAUUUUGGUAACGUCUAUAGAUUAAGACUCAAGUGGUUCAAAUUUUCUUGUCCCGUUUACUUUCUAGGGCCUGUUUAGUUAGUGUUUGGAGAACUUCCUGUCAAAACGGGGUCCCUUACCUGCAUCAGUGCUCUCUAAUUAAAUGUAGCUAGUUUGUGGUGGCUUUAGUCAGACCUGGAAACUGUGGAAAGUGUCCCAAAGUCAAUUACUGUGUUGGAUGAUGGGUGGAAGUUAC